AUGAAGCACGACGAGCCCAUACCGGGCUGGGAACGCCAACCUUACAGAAUAGUGGACUAUCUGGUUGUCCUGAUGAAUUUCCUGUGCUUUAUGGGCAAACGACGGAAACUUUCCAACUUUCGCUAUGCUAAUACCGCUCGAGAUUGGGUCGCCAGCGUGCAGCACUUUUCCAAGAUCCAGUUUUGGAAAGUGUACGGUCGCGUUUCUGCACGAUACAACUAUCAUCCUCAGCAACGAUUCCACAACGCCAUGCGCAAGUUUGAUGCAAGUGAACACCUCGCUGCACAAAUGGCACAAACAGGGAACGCUGCGUUUUACUAUAAUGUUUGUGAUCGUUCGGGUAUUGCUAAAACCAACUAUGCCGUUGACCUAACGAAAAUAAGCGAUCUCAACACUAUCAAAGCCUCAGCAGAUUAUCUCUUCCAGGAAGUGAGGGCCCGUAACGGAGUUGAGUCAGCAAAUGCCGCUCAAGGGUGUUUCAUGAGAGGGUUCAGCAGAGCCAUCAAGGUGUCUGAUCCCAGCGAUUGGAACAGCUUCCGCAACGAGAUUAGAGCUUACCAACGAGUCAAUGAUGACCUAAUUGGAAAGAAGGAAGACGAUGCGUUGUUGAUCGCGUUGUCUUAUAAAGGAAAAGACGAAAACAUUAACAGACGCAUGAGGAUCAUUAAGCCAGACGGGUCUCCUGAUGAAGAGUCAGGUGUACUGAUGCAAGAAAAAGUGCAGAGGGAGUCAGACUUCGUGGAUGACUUCCGAUGGAGUCAGGUUGUGAGAUCUUGUAUUGCUAUGGCAAGAACACAAGGAAAGAGCCACGUCCGCAUAUGGAUCGACCGGCUUGUAAUGAUGGGUGUCGAAAAAGAAGAGAUAAGUCGAUUGUAUGGACUGUCGCCAUGGGAGGAAUUUGGACUUCUGCCAUAUGCACUUUGUCCUGUUAUUCGUGUAUUCAGCGGCGGGGAAGUGUAUUAUGGAACAGAUUUCUGGAGAAAGUUAGAGACAGUUCUCGGAGUGGCUGGCAGAGGCCUUGUUGUAGACGAUUACAUGCUUCGAAAGUAUGACAGAACAAUUUUCUAUAGCCCCUCUGUGUAUGAAAGGCUUGCGGAUGGGGUAAGUUGUAUUGGGGGCAAGGGACUAUAUGUGAGGUCAACGACUCUUGCUUUGGCGACAGCUAUUCUGACGGACGGAGUGAGCGUAAGAAAGUCGAAUGAAGACUUGAGAACAAAGGCUGGUGCCAUAGCCUGGAAAGCUUGGGCGCUGCGCACGAUUGCUGAGGGGGCGUACAGCAAGGCCCAUCCGUCGAUGAUGGCAGGACAAGAAGCAUUCACGAUAGGAAUGGAAAGCUUUCAGACGAUUGCGUUCUGGGAAUCAAUAGUAUCUCGGAGCAAGGCGUUGGUGGGACAGAGCUAUUUGGAUAUGUCCAUUCAAAGAUCUGUGGAGUGGAGGAGUAGCUCGCAAUGGGACGGUGUGAUUGAAUGGACCGGGAUGGUGGGAAGCAGUUGCUGGAUACAAGAUCGAGAAGAGAUUGUUGAAUUUUUGACAAGACAAAGUGAGAUACGACUGUAUGUGACACCGAGCGGGCAUGUGGCUUCGACUGUUGAGCUGACUAGCCCUGUCAAUUCUCAUAAGAGAACGUUGGUAGUUGACUUAUCACGCUUUUCGACGGCAACCGACGGGUAUGUCACAGCCGUUGCUGAAGCGACAGGUCUUUGGGGUAAGAGUGUGACACCAUGGUAUCUGAGAGACAGGGUCGACCCCGAUAACGACCAGAAAGGAGAAAUUUCAGAGGAAGAGCUCAUUUUCACGUAUGAAGCUAUGAAGAGAGAGCAUGUUGGCCGUAUAUUUCUGCGGUGGGUAAUACCGCCGUUAAUCUUUCUUGAUGUGAUCUUGUAUGUGCCAAGCUAUUUACGCGUGUACUUCGCAAGCCUCGCGGCCCUCACGGUGCUUGCGAUAAUGUGUUACUAUUUCGUACCUUCGUGGCCUUGGGUAGACAAACAUGACGUCGGGGAAGCUCUAUUCGACAAUCUACGUUUGCAUUGCUUGUUUCACUCAGGCAUCAAGACGCAUUUCCGACUUUUGAAAACCGUUCCGUACAAUCAGAUCAAGUGGAACUAGUGCACGAACGGGGCAUUGAGCUUAGCAAAAGCAUGCUUUGUCAUCAGCAGCAUGCGGUAAAAUAGCAAGGGCGCACCUGCAUUCUGUUUAGAUUCGUUGGCGUAAAAGGACGUGAGAAAAUCAGUCUUCAGUAUCUUUUUACUU
This is a messenger RNA of Chondrus crispus (carragheen), 2250 nucleotides long. RefSeq lists its product as hypothetical. NCBI's taxonomy places the organism in Eukaryota, Rhodophyta, Florideophyceae, Gigartinales, Gigartinaceae. The record is from RefSeq and is a predicted model, not a curated record. The coding region runs from base 1 to 2106 and encodes 701 amino acids. The transcript is spliced from 2 exons.